This is a messenger RNA of Carya illinoinensis, 825 nucleotides long. RefSeq lists its product as uncharacterized. Lineage: Eukaryota; Viridiplantae; Streptophyta; Magnoliopsida; Fagales; Juglandaceae. The transcript has a single exon. The record is from RefSeq and is a predicted model, not a curated record. Bases 1 to 825 code for a protein of 274 amino acids.
AUGGAGGGAUUCAAACAGUGCCUAGAGAAUUGUAAUCUUUAUGACCUGGGAUGGAAGGCUAUGAUGUAUACCUGGACAAACCAACACACAGAUGAUACUUUUACCAAAGAAAGGCUUGAUAGGGUUGUUGCUAAUCCUUCAUGGUUGGAGAUCUUUAAAGAAAGGGUGGUGGAGACAUUGACUGCCAGGCAAUCGGAUCAUAAACCCAUUCUACUCGCCUUGUUUGAAAAUAAACCUCAUAUAAGGAAUAGAAGGAGACUAUUCAGAUUUGAGGCAAAAUGGAGUUUAGAUGAGGAAGGUGGAAGGGUUGUGGAAGAUGCAUGGAAAAGAACCUUGGAAACAAAAAAUUUAUUGAUCAAGGUUCAAAGAAAGUUGAAAGCAUGUAGUGGAGACCUUCUUAGAUGGAACUCUCAAAGAGCUAGUGAUGGAGAAAAUGAGAUAUUAAGACUGUCUGAGAGGUUAAAAAUGGAGCAAGAAAAUGAGAGUCCUCACAAUGUUUCUGUUGUGAGAAAAUUGGAAAAGGAAUUGGGUUUACUCCUUGAAAAGGAGGAUUUAAAAUGGAAACAAAGGGCCAAAAGAUCCUGGUAUAAGCUUGGUGACAAAAAUACCAAGUUAUUUCAUGAAUGUGCCAAUCAGAGAAGGAAAAGGAAUUGUAUCAGUGAGAUUAUAGAUGAUCAAGGAAGAUGUGUGAAAGAUCAUAAGGGAAUUGAAGAGGUGUUCUUCCAGUACUAUAGCAAUCUGUUCUCUUCUUCUAAUCCUUCAACAAAUGAUAUAGCUGCUGGUUUGUGGGGGAGUAGAGAGCAAGGUUUCAGGUUCAAUGAAUGA